This is a messenger RNA of Anoplophora glabripennis (Asian longhorned beetle), 1893 nucleotides long. It is a transcript of the gene Tdc2, whose product is annotated as aromatic-L-amino-acid decarboxylase-like. The coding region runs from base 1 to 1893 and encodes 630 amino acids. Lineage: Eukaryota; Metazoa; Arthropoda; Insecta; Coleoptera; Cerambycidae. Gene Ontology annotation, biological process: amino acid metabolic process. Gene Ontology annotation, molecular function: pyridoxal phosphate binding; carboxy-lyase activity. The record is from RefSeq and is a predicted model, not a curated record. The transcript is spliced from 11 exons.
AUGGAUUGCGAUGAAUUUAGAAGCAGAGGAAAGGAGAUGAUAGAGUACAUUUGCAACUACCUGGAGAAUAUAGAAACCAGAAGAGUUACCCCUAACAUAGAGCCUGGGUACUUGCGGAAGAUACUCCCCGAGGAAGCUCCGGAAAGUCCAGAGGAUUGGGAGCACAUCAUGUCGGACGUUGAGUCCAAAAUCAUGCCAGGGGUGACCCAUUGGCAGCAUCCCAGGUUUCACGCGUAUUUUCCCAGUGGAAAUUCAUUUCCGUCAAUUUUAGGUGAUAUGCUGUCGGAUGCCAUUGGAUGCAUAGGAUUUUCAUGGGCUGCAUCGCCAGCUUGUACGGAAUUGGAAACCAUAGUUUUGGACUGGUUAGGGAAAGCCAUUGGUUUGCCAGAUCAGUUUUUGGCUUUCAAGGAAGGGAGUCGGGGUGGAGGUGUGAUACAGACCUCGGCCAGCGAGUGCGUGCUGGUUUCGAUGCUGGCCGCCAGGGCUCAAGCACUGAAAAGACUGAAACAACAGCACCCCUUCGUGGAGGAGGGGGUACUUUUGUCGAAAUUAAUGGCGUAUUGUUCCAAAGAGGCGCACUCCUGCGUGGAGAAGGCCGCUAUGAUAUGUUUUGUCAAGCUGAGAAUAUUGGAACCGGAUGAGAAGUCUUCCUUAAGAGGAAAGACCCUCAUGAUGGCUAUGGAAGAGGAUGAAACGAUGGGUCUCAUCCCAUUCUUCGUCUCCACCACUCUAGGUACAACUUCCUGCUGUUCCUUUGACAAUCUCCCCGAAAUCGGGCCCGUCUGCCAAAAAUUCCCCUGCAUCUGGCUACACGUCGACGGCGCCUACGCCGGUAACUCUUUCAUUUGUCCGGAACUGAAGUACUUACUCUCUGGAAUAGAGUAUGCUGAUUCCUUCAAUACCAAUCAAAACAAGUGGAUGCUGACCAACUUCGACUGCUCCACCAUGUGGGUGAGGGAUCGUCUCCGACUAACUUCAGCCCUGGUGGUUGAUCCCUUGUACCUCCAGCAUGGCUAUUCCGACGCCACCAUAGAUUACAGACAUUGGGGUGUGCCACUAAGUAGGAGGUUUAGGUCUUUGAAGCUAUGGUUCGUCCUGAGGAGUUACGGCAUAUCGGGGUUGAAAAAGUACAUAAGGCACCACAUCAGGCUUGCGCAGAGGUUCGAGGAGCACGUCAUUAAGGACAGGCGAUUCGAAAUUUGCAACGAGGUCAAGCUGGGGCUCGUCUGUUUUCGCCUAAGGGGCACAGACAAGUUGAACGAAAAGUUGCUGAGCAAUAUAAAUGGGUCCGGAAAGUUGCACAUGGUACCUGCUAGCGUAAAUGACAAGUACGUGAUCAGGUUCUGCGUGGUCGCCAGCAACGCUGAGGAAUCUGAUAUAGAUUACGCUUGGGACGUGAUAAAGGAAUUUUCUGAGGAGUUGUUGGAGAGCCAAGCUGCAGAAAAAGAACAUGAACUGCGCGAUGAGGUCUUCGAACUGCUGGAGAGAAAGAAGAAGGAAACCUUGGCACAGAAAAGAAGCUUUUUCGUGCGCAUGGUCAGCGAUCCCAAGAUAUACAACCCUUCUAUAGCCAAGUCCAUACCGUCCACCAGGAGGCACCUGACACAGGCCUCUGAAUCACCGGAGAACAUCACCGUUCAGCCACCCACGUCGGCUUCAUGGAUCAGCUGGCCUUUGGCUUUCUUGUUUCAAGGAAUUACGGAAGAUGGCGCAUCUAGCGAUGUUCCUAUUCGAUUUCGCCACCUGGACACUAAGGUGCGCCUAAAAACCGCGGGUAAGAAUAAUGGGGGAUCGCCAUCUCCGGAGGGUGAGAACAGCAGAUCCCCUAAACGUUCGCCUGUGCUGUCGAGGAAAAUGACUGGUUCGCCACAUUCCGACAAUAGAAAUAAGUAA